Messenger RNA from Chrysoperla carnea, 668 nucleotides. Its product is annotated as protein FAM177A1-like. The record is from RefSeq and is a predicted model, not a curated record. The transcript is spliced from 2 exons. Bases 121 to 564 code for a protein of 147 amino acids. Lineage: Eukaryota; Metazoa; Arthropoda; Insecta; Neuroptera; Chrysopidae.
AUUUCCUUGGAGUUAAGUUUUCAAAUAAUUAUUCAUAAGUCAUAACAUCAAAACAAACAAGAUUGUGGGUGUAAUGUGUAAAUGUAAAAAAGAAGGUGGGCCUCUCUGCUAAUUGUAAAAAUGACGCAAAAUAAGAUCUUUAAAGUAGAAAUAAAUGAAAAUACAGCAAAACCUCCAGAAUCGAAUACAAGAGUGCCUUCAAGAAUAUUGCAUUUUAGUGAUGGGGACGUGGAAGUUUUCGACGAAGAUGAACAAGAAACUCAAAUAGCUCCACAAAACAAAGCUGUAAUUGAUCCAAGCAAAUUGAAAUGGGGUCCUUGGUUUGCACACAAAGCAAUAAAUACGGGCCAAACAGUAUUAAGUGCCUGUGAUUAUGCUGGUGAAACGUUAGCAUAUUAUUUAGGGAUAACAAGUCCUAAAUAUCAAUUUGAAAUUGCGGAAUAUGAGAGAAUGAAAGAACGCAAAAAACUAGAAGCUGAACAGAAGGAAAGGGAAGGAUGGGUAAGCAAUCAAGGCGAAGACGUUCAGACACAACAACCUCACCCACCAGACGCAUUAGUUUAAAAAUAACAUGAAAAUAUCAAAACUGUAAUUAUCUAUAGACAGAAAUAUUUGUUAACUUAUUAAGCCGUUUUUUAAUAAAUUAUUUAUAUAAAUUUUUAUUUUAA